CUUUUUUGGUUAUUUUCAUGGUUUUUUAAUUUUUAAAAAUAUAAAUUGGAAUAUUUUUCACAGUUCCACACUUCCAAAAUCUAAUCUUCAUUCAGAAAAAACUUAUUAAAACAUAAAGAAGCCAGCAUCUAACACAUCCCAAACUGAACUACAAAUUCCACAACAUCAAAGUGAAAAGCGCGCAAAAAGAAAACAUUUGACGACGAAAAUAGAAUUUCCAUAGCAAUGAAAAAUAACAAGUUUACGAGGAACUUUACCUUCUAGAAAGUUUUAUUUUGUUAAACAAGAAACAUUUAUUUCGCAUUAAUGAAAAUAAGUUUGGUGUGUUAAAAGUGUUAAAUAAAUAAUGCCUGAACAGGAACUACCGGAUGAAUUUAUUAAACCACUGUUAUCGCCAUCUAAUUCAUCAUUAUCGUCCAACUCGUCCGAUAUAAUUCUAAUUAAUGCGAAUUAUAUAAGAGAUUCACGAUCUGUGUCAAUUAGCAGCAAUUCGACAAAUAUUCAAGAUGAUGAGUCACUUGAUAUAAAUUCUAAUAAUAUUAAUUUGAACAGCAUCCGUAACGUAAGAAGUAGACACGUGGAGGAAGAGGAAGAUGAAAAAUAUGAGCCAAUUAAAUUACCAACAGAACCAACCCUCGAAGAAUUGCUUCGACAAGUGACAGGCAAAAGUGACAUUGCAACUGUUGAGCAAGUAAAAUUACGGAUCAUUUCGUCAGCAAUCAGUCUACAACGUUUACCAUAUUUCAUGCCACAUUUAAGACAUUUAACUUUGGAAGGUAGCUUGCUAUUCUCACUCCGCGAUCUUGGCUGCGAUUUGACGUCAUUAGCAUAUUUAAAUAUCAGUCGAUGUGGGCUUAAAUCUUUAGAUGGUACAAAUGGAUUGUCUACUCUUAUCGAGCUCGUUGCAGACCAUAAUCAAAUUGAAGAUGCUGGUCCGUGCUCAAAUUUACCGCAAAUAAGGAAAAUAAGCUUAAAAUGCAACAAAAUUAAGGACUUUCAUGGCAUGAUGUUUCUUGGACUGUGUCUUAAUUUAAAUGUCCUCGACUUGACCAAUAAUGGAAUAACACAAAAGGAAAAUUACCGUCAGAUUGUGAGAUCACACAUUCCUCAUUUAGCAAUAUUGGAUCAAACAGCAUACGAAGAUGUCAAUGAUGAACUUAAAAUUGAAUUACUAAGAUUGGAUUAUCAGAAUGUCAUUUGCUCUAAUCAAAUUUUAAAAACAGUAAAUUCAAGAAUAGAAGAUAUGAAUCGCUUACAAUUUACUGAAGAACGACCUUCAUCAGCACAAACAAUCUCACCCCAAAUUCUCCCAGUAACACACAUUUCGAUAGGUAAACGACCUACAACUUCUGAUGGUACAAAAGCUAAACAUGACGUCAGCGUGGGCGAAGCUGUUUGUGGAAGUAUUAUUGCAAAAGCACGAAAACCAAAAAAGUUAAGAACUGCUUGGGGAGACUCCAUGUCAUCUUCGUCAUCAUCAAGUUUCAGCAGUACAGAUUCAUCUAGUCACACAACGCCGAUGCGGUCAAAAUUUAAUGAAAGAAAUAGAAGAAAUACGGUUGAGUCAACGGAUGUCUUGUUGGAAAACUCGAAGAAUUUACGAGAACGGAGCAGAGACUUUCGAGGAAAAUAUAAAAAUUACUAAAGUUUUUGAGAACACAAUUGACAUUAUUGAUUCUCCUUUUUUUUCGAUGAAUAAGAAAUUUGUUUAAAGUAUGAGAUUAAUAAAAUCGUUGACAUUUGAAGAUGUUUGCAUUUAAUGUGACAUUCUCGAAGGGACUGUUUAUGUCGCUUAAGGUGAGAUAUUGUAUGACUUUGUGUUUUUGCAGAA
This is a messenger RNA of Chironomus riparius, 1831 nucleotides long. The record is from the annotation of a GenBank genome assembly. Lineage: Eukaryota; Metazoa; Arthropoda; Insecta; Diptera; Chironomidae.